Molecule: messenger RNA, 1689 nt
Organism: Encephalitozoon hellem ATCC 50504
Lineage: Eukaryota; Fungi; Microsporidia; Unikaryonidae
Product: putative interB family protein
Exons: 1
Coding region: 1-1689 (562 amino acids)
Source: RefSeq, a predicted model, not a curated record
AUGAAGUUUGAUGUGGUGCGAAUUAGUGUUCUGUUUGGAGGGAUGUUAUGUAGUUCUGUAAUAGAGAAGAUUGGGGAGGGCCCGAUAAUAGAGGAUGAUAGAAAGGAUAUCAUAGUGUUUCCUAUGAUUUUCUUUGGGAAUGAUGUGGUUGUGCUGCCGACGACGAGAUUCAAGGAUCUGAGUCGAGAUGUGGCUAAGGAGAGAUAUGCCAUGAAUUUUAUGAACCAUGUUUCUGAUAUGAUACUGUUACUUAUGAUUCCCGAUAUGGGUGGGGGCGAGAGGGUUGAUGAGAUAUUUUCGAAGAUAUUGUCGAAUGUUAUGGGGGAGCGACUGAGGAAGAUAUCUGAGGAUGUAUUAAGUGUAUAUAAAAGAGGGAAGAACACGUUCAAGGAGAUUGUGAUGAUGGUGUGCAGUAGAUUGCUUGAGUGCGGCGGGAAGAAGGAGGAGAGUAGGAUGAUGACGGUACUUGGGAAGCGUCUUAUCUGUGAAGGCGAUAGGGUGAUUCGGGAGAUGAGCGAUGGGAUGAGUGUUGAAGAAAGGAACGAAAGAAAGGCUUUUUGUGAUAUGAUCAAGAGGUAUGGAGAGAAGUGUUGCGAUGUGAAGAGGUGGAAACGAGUGAUGCGUGCAGAGAGUAUAGUGUGUGAUGGGUUUGCGAGUGUGUAUGGUAAGCUUUUGCCUGAGGAGAUUUUGGGGCUAUUGGGCGAAGGGUACUGUAGGAAGACUCUUAAGGCAAAGGGGCUUAGCGGGGAGAAGCUCGAUUCAAAAGGAUAUAUGGAAUAUGGUAUUCUUGACACUGAAUUACUUCUGAGUGCGUAUGACGAGCAUGGGCAUGAGGUUGUUGAAGAGAUAGUUAAGCAGAUGAUGAUGGGGAAGGAUGGAAGGGAGAUUGACUCUGAGUAUGUUGAGAAGAUUGCACAGGUUGUUGAUGAGAGGAGAAGAAGGGAAGAGAGGGAAGCCAGCGAGCAUGCGGAUAAGCUGUUAGAGGAGGAGUUGUUGGGUAAGAAGAGUGUGAGGAAGGCGAAGGCGAAGAAAGGAAAAAGGUCUAAGAAGAGCUUGGGAGGGAUGGAGGAAGAGGCUGAGUCCCCUGAGCCUCGUGAUGAAGAGUUGGCAGGUGCAGUAGGUGGACUAUCUAUUGAACAUCAAGAACACAAGAAGGGUAUCAAUCAUUAUAGAAUACACAAGAGGGUUCUUGUAUGGAUGAGGGAUGUAAGUAGCAUCAAGAGGGCACUAGACAGAGGAAAGGAAGAGAAAUGGAAGGGCAAAAGCAUGAAUGAUAUAGAGAGGCAGAAGAUAACACACGACAUAGUUGAGGUUGUGCGACUACUUAGAAGUGAAGAUAGGGAUAGAUUCUUUAUGCCUGGGGAAUCAUGGGUAGAGAAUGAUGUGCCUCGACAUAGAAAAGUGGCUGUUGGGGUGCUCGAGAUAGCGGGAGAAAGGAUGACUGGGAUAGUAGAAGCUAGUAGUUACAAGGAUAAGGAUGGGAGUGAUGUUAUAUACCAUCUGAUGUUCCGAAGAACAAAUGUAAAAGAGAUUGGAGGAGUGGUAAGUCAAGGAGAAGAUUUUUCGAGGAAGAUGGAGAGCACCAGUUGUGGAGAGUUUUCUGAGAGCAAGGAUGGGAGUGGGUUUUUGUAUGGGAAGGGGAUGCGGUGUGAAGUGUGGCAUGACUUUGAUAAGUUUGUUGUAACGUAG